AUGUCAAACAUUAAAACAAAUCUGUACGAUCCAAACAAACAAAGUAAUAAUAACUAUGGAACUGUCUACGGUAAUCAAUAUUCACCUAUGAAUCAACCACCAUACGAAGCUGGAAAUAUUUAUCCGUCAAAUAAUGCAUCACCACCUUAUACACAAUAUCCUCAACAUUCAUCUGCUUAUCCAACAUCGGGUGCACCACAUAAUGGCGUACAAUCAAUCAAUCAACCCCAAGGAGUUACUGUCGUAUCUCUUUAUCGACAAUCCAGGAAUAAUUUAACAUCAACACCGAUUACGUCUAGCCUACGAGUAUUUCUUGUCAUUUCGGGUAUUCUUUAUUUGUGUUGGGGUGUAUUAAGUGUUGGUAUCCAAAUUGAUCUUAUUGUUAAUUCGAAUUGGACAUAUUAUGUCGGUUUCGUGGCAAGUUUUUCUCUAAUUGGUGGAGGAAUUAUUAUGUUAAUUGUAGCAUAAAGAUUUUAUUCUAUAAAAUCAAUUGAAUUAAAAUAUCAGUAA
Messenger RNA from Rotaria sordida, 510 nucleotides. The record is from the annotation of a GenBank genome assembly. NCBI's taxonomy places the organism in Eukaryota, Metazoa, Rotifera, Eurotatoria, Philodinida, Philodinidae.